AUGUCUAACUUUGCUACUGAUAAUUUACAAGAUUCAUUUCAACGUGCCAUGAACUUUUCCGGUUCUCCAGGUGCGGUCUCGACCUCACCAACUCAGUCAUUCAUGAAUACACUACCUCGUCGUGUAAGCAUCACAAAACAAUCAAAGGCCCUAAAACCUUUUUCUACCGGUGACAUGAAGAUUUUAUUGUUGGAGAAUGUCAAUUCAACUGCAAUUAAGAUUUUCAAAGACCAGGGUUAUCAAGUAGAAUUCCUAAAGUCUUCUCUGCCUGAGGACGAAUUGAUCGAAAAAAUCAAAGAUGUUCACGCGAUCGGUAUCAGAUCAAAAACUAGAUUAACUGAGAAAAUACUGCAGCAUGCCAGAAAUCUUGUUUGUGUUGGUUGUUUUUGCAUAGGUACCAACCAAGUUGAUUUGAAAUAUGCUGCUAGUAAAGGUAUUGCCGUAUUCAACUCACCUUUCUCCAAUUCGAGAUCCGUAGCGGAAUUGGUCAUUGCUGAAGUUAUCAGUUUGGCAAGACAAUUAGGUGAUAGAUCCAUUGAAUUGCAUACAGGAACAUGGAACAAAGUUGCUGCUAGAUGUUGGGAGGUAAGAGGGAAAACCCUUGGUAUCAUAGGUUAUGGUCACAUUGGUUCUCAACUGUCUGUUCUUGCAGAAGCUAUGGGAUUACAUGUGUUAUACUACGAUAUUGUAACAAUAAUGGCAUUGGGUACAGCUAGACAGGUUUCCACAUUAGAUGAAUUAUUGAACAAGUCUGACUUUGUGACAUUACAUGUACCAGCUACUCCUGAGACUGAAAAAAUGUUAUCUGCGCCCCAGUUUGCAGCAAUGAAAGAUGGUGCGUAUGUGAUCAACGCCUCAAGAGGUACUGUAGUAGAUAUUCCAUCUUUGAUCCAAGCUAUGAAAGCCAAUAAAAUUGCAGGAGCCGCCUUGGAUGUCUACCCACAUGAACCAGCUAAAAACGGUGAGGGUUCAUUCAACGAUGAGCUGAAUAACUGGACUUCCGAACUGGUUUCAUUACCAAAUAUCAUCUUGACACCUCACAUUGGUGGUUCUACCGAAGAAGCUCAAAGUGCCAUUGGUAUCGAAGUCGCAACAUCUUUGACUAAGUAUAUCAAUGAAGGAAACUCUGUGGGCGCUGUGAAUUUCCCAGAAGUCAGUUUGAAGUCUCUCGACUACGAUCAAGAGAACACAGUGCGUGUCUUAUAUAUUCAUCGUAACGUUCCUGGUGUUCUGAAGACAGUUAAUGAUAUCCUGUCCGAUCAUAACAUCGAAAAACAAUUUUCCGAUUCUCAUGGUGAAAUCGCCUAUUUAAUGGCAGAUAUCUCCUCGGUUAAUCAAAGUGAAAUCAAGGAUAUAUAUGAAAAGCUGAAUCAAACUUCUGCUAAAGUUUCUAUCAGGCUAUUGUACUGA
This is a messenger RNA of Saccharomyces kudriavzevii IFO 1802, 1410 nucleotides long. It is a transcript of the gene SER33, whose product is annotated as phosphoglycerate dehydrogenase SER33. The coding region runs from base 1 to 1410 and encodes 469 amino acids. NCBI's taxonomy places the organism in Eukaryota, Fungi, Ascomycota, Saccharomycetes, Saccharomycetales, Saccharomycetaceae. Gene Ontology annotation, molecular function: NAD binding; oxidoreductase activity, acting on the CH-OH group of donors, NAD or NADP as acceptor. The transcript has a single exon. The record is from RefSeq and is a predicted model, not a curated record.